AUGAAACUUUUCGCCGCCGUCCUUGCUCUCGUCCAGGCUUCUGCCGUCCAGGACCGAGUCGACAUCAUUCUCGGACAUCUUGACCGACUUGCCGACGCCACCCUCACCGCCGGUGAUGCCAAGGACGACCGCUACGUCGCCAAGAUCCAGUCCUGGGCUGCCAGAAUCGUCGCUGCCAACGGCGACCGAGACGCCGAGUGCGACGCCGCCGAGGAAGAAGCCGACGACAAGUUGGUCUUCUCCGAGGACGACUACUGCCAGCUGAACUCGCAGAUCAACGCCGCCCUCAACUCUGCCGCUCGCCGAUGGGCCUGCGACGGACGAGGCAACGUCGCCCGACAGGCCGUCCGACGACUUCGAAAAGUCAAGAACCAGUACGCUCGACGAUACUGCUCCGCUGAUGAAGGCGCUGAUGCUCGACGAUACGGCCGACCUCAAUACUACUAA
This is a messenger RNA of Oikopleura dioica, 447 nucleotides long. The record is from the annotation of a GenBank genome assembly. NCBI's taxonomy places the organism in Eukaryota, Metazoa, Chordata, Appendicularia, Copelata, Oikopleuridae.